Molecule: messenger RNA, 1328 nt
Organism: Hemiscyllium ocellatum (epaulette shark)
Lineage: Eukaryota; Metazoa; Chordata; Chondrichthyes; Orectolobiformes; Hemiscylliidae
Gene: perm1a
Product: PPARGC1 and ESRR induced regulator, muscle 1
Exons: 3
Coding region: 18-1280 (420 amino acids)
Biological process (GO): regulation of DNA-templated transcription; response to muscle activity
Cellular component (GO): cytoplasm; nucleus
Source: RefSeq, a predicted model, not a curated record
GGGAAGAGGGACAGGCGAUGUUUCAGAGCAGAGGCAGACCCACUUUAGCCGGGCAUUUCCCUCCAGAGCACGACAGCGUGCCCUACCCCUCCGAGGAUGUCUUAUCUGCUGCUGAAGAAGACAUGGAGCUGGAAAUCGUUAACCAGUUUCUGAUGGCCACUGGUCACAUGACAUCAAGCGGCAAUCCAUCUGGGAGGCAGUGUUUCCUGAUUUCUGGCGAAGGUCUCCAUACUUCGAGAACACCGCAACAUCUUCACAGUUCCACUUCCGAAUCCUCGUACUCUACACAUCCAUCCAAUUCUGUCACUCACACCACGGUUCGCCAGCCUCACGAUGAUACUAGACCCAGUGUCACACUGGACAUGGAUAGCUAUGUCGAAGAUAUGCUGGACCAUGAUUGUUAUAAGAGCUACAUAGAGAUGGCCAAGGAUGACCAUUUAGAUGUUGGAUUUCGAUGCACACAGGCACGUGAGCAAGAUGCCAAGGCCCUCCCAGAACUGUGGGACAGUACAGUGUUCCAGGGCCAACACAAUGAAUAUGGACAAGUUGUUGUCCCCAGUGGCACUCAGACUCAAAGUGUGUUAGAAGAGGAUUUCAAUGCACAGGCUUCUGUCCCUGUGUCAAAGGACAAUCAAUUUCUAAUAAGCGGGGACCCUUCACCUUGUUUGGAAUUAGUGUCUGCUGCAAAAGGGAAACUUGAGGAUGAUUAUUCCAUCACAUGCCCUGAAAUUUAUGAGUAUUUUUACGAGGACCUUGGAGAGGAAAUGGAUGACAAUGCUUUACUUUUCUUGCGUGUGCCUUCCAUGUUCAAGCGUGUGAAACAAGGGAGCCGUCAACCAAGGAAACUUAAUUUAUUGACUAUCAUUAAGUCUUUGGUACAUAAAUACUUACAUCCAACACAGCAAGGUCAAACAGCACUGGUGUCUGCCAGGAGUUCUAACACAUCUGAAAGCACAAAGGCUUUUGGCAAUCCUGACCUUGGAUCACUAAAUAAUGCAUUAGUGAAAUAUUCAGAAGGUGAAGCAAGUCAGACAAUGAUGGAGAGCACCAUGCAGCGAGGGAGAGGACAUUCCUGUCUGGCCCGCACUCGGAGAGAUUUCUGUUUAUUUUGUUUCGCUUGUGCUUCCUGGGCUAUGAAAUCGGCAGCUUCUCACUCAGAUAUGUGGAAAGCUGCAUUGCUGGUGAAUGUCAGUGCCAUCUCUGCCAUAAGGUACUUUAGGACACGUACAAAAAAAGAAAAUUCUAAGUUCUUGGCUCUCCAGGACUCUGGACAAAAAUAACUCUGAGAAGAUGGAACUUUCCAGAAUUCAACUUGUCAAGCUGCAAAA